AUGGCUCACGUGUACGGCCCUACACCAGCAGUGGUAUGUUUGUCAUCAACAACGUCAACAGAAACGAUUCUGUGGGAUAUACAUGUGCCAUAUCAUCUCAUGUUAGACGACAGCAUUGUCAAAGAUGUGUUAGCAGCCCGUGUCCCUGUUGUGUCUUCAGUGGGAUAUGGAUGUGCCAUAUCAUCUCAUGUUAGACGACAGCAUUGUCAAAGAUGUGUUCGCAGUCCGUGUCCCUGUUGUGUCUUCAAUCAACCAUCGAUUCAGAAGUUUGAAAUUAAUGACCAGUCAGGAUCGGCAAUUGUACAGGAGUUUGAAAAGGUCACCAUCGGGUGCACCGUUGACAGUUCACCCAGACUGAAUUACAAUACCGAGUUUGUAAGUAAUGUCUCUGUGAACGUGAGUGAAGACACAAUAAUGGCCAUCUCGGUGAUCGCGUACCCAGCCCCUGUUUUUACCUGGUACAAGCUCCAGGACGACCAGUGGCAGACGCUAGAGUCCACUGAGACACUCGAGUCAACAUCCUGGUCAUCUGUUGGUCAGCUGGUCAUCAACAACGCACAGUGGAAGGACGCUGGACAGUACCAAGUGGUCGUGUCAAAUGAAGUGUCCAGUAAGAGAGAGGAGGACUCGACAGGAAAGUAUAUUGGAAUAGCCAUAGGAACAGUUGCCAUUGUUGCAGUACUGGUCAUGGUCACCCUGCUGAUUAUUAGAAGAAAGCGCAGAGCGAAAUCUGAUGAUUCUGCCAAUACGAACGCACCUGCUGCAGCGGAACCCGAGCCUGAUGCUGCAAAUCAGACGUACGAAAACUUCAACAAAUCUGACAAAAACGCAGAUAAUCAAGCCAGUAAAGAUGGAGGUAAUCUGUACAGUUCAAUGGACAUCAGAGAGCCCGAUCAGACUGAACAGACGUAUGAAACAAUUAAUACUGAUGACCUCGACAUCAACUGUGAUACAGACUGCGCCGGCCAUGGAGACGUGGUGUUUGUGUUGGACUCCUCCGACUCUGUAGGAAGCGCCAACUUCAACAAGGAGAAACUCUUCGUCCAGAAUGUCGUCAGGAAGUGGAACAUCGGCCACAACGGCAUGCAGGUCGGGGUGGUCACUGUGGGCAACACGGCCCAGAACCAGUUCUUCCUCAACGACCACGUCACACAGCCGGACCUCCUCAACGCCCUCGGUCGGAUGCAGUUUUCCGGAGGCCAGACGAACACUGCCGAAGCGAUCAAGUUCGCGUCCGACAACUCGUUCAGGCCGAUUCACGGCGGGCGCGGCCAGUCUCCGCACACGAUGAUCAUCGUCACCAACAACCCCUCGGGGUCCAAAGACCUCACGCUGUUACAGGCGAAGUCCGCCAAGGACAACAACAUCGCCAUCUUCACCGUCGGCGUCGGCGGCGGCGCGGAUCACACGGAGCUAGACGAGGUGUCCAGUAACCCGGAUCUAAGAUAUUCCAUGUACGCGGAUGGGUUCCAGUCGCUCAACAGUCUGUCCGACAUCUUGGCUAUGAAGACGUGUAAUGAAAUCACUCCAGAUGCCAACUUCCUACCAGCCCCAACAGGCUGUCUAAACCGAGCAGACGUCAUCUUCAUGGUGGACUCCUCCACCAGCGUCGGCCCGUCCAACAUCCAGAAAGUGCACGACUUCAUCAAACAGUACGUCAAGUUGACGCACGUCGCCCCCAACGGCGUGCACGUCGGCCUCAUGCAGUACAGCAGCUUCCCGUCGGUGGACAUCCCCCUCGAGAAGUACACGACGCGGCCCAGCCUCAUGCACGCCAUCAAUCAGGUCAACUACACCGGCGGUUCCAACAACAUCGUCGACGCGCUCAAGUUCACGCGAGAGCAGAUGUUCUUUCGGCGGAGUGACGUCAGGAAGAACGUGCCGAAGAUCGCGAUUAUCGUCACAGACGGCUCGUCGUCGGACCAGUCGCACACGACCAAGACCGCCGAGGACCUCCGCAGAGCGGGAAUUGGCGUUCUAGCCGUGGCAGUAGGGCCCGGUGCGCACCGAGCGGAGCUGGAGAAGAUCACUGGUAACCCGGCCAACGUGCUGUCUGUCGGAAACUACGAUCAGCUCAGACCUGUAUUAAAUAAUCUGAUGCAAGCAUCCUGCAGAGUUAUGAAUGCGGCACCAACAGCAGCUCCAGGCAGCACUUUACCUGUGGAUACCUGUACUGAUGCCAUUGCCACGUGUCAUAGUUACGAUCGGUCGGUCUGUACAUCAUAUAAAGAGUGGUCGAAAGCAAACUGCCAGAAAUACUGUGGAAUUUGCCACCCUCUUUACACCCAGCCUCCGCCACUAUGUAAGGAUAAGCUGAGCAACUGCUUGAGUUACGGAAGAAAGGUGUGCACGAACUACAUGUAUGGUCCAUGGGCGAAGGGCAACUGCAGGCAGUUCUGUGGCUUUUGCAGUGGAGAUGUCAGCCCUGUUGGAUUCUAUGGAAAGUGUUAUUACAAAGGGAAAGAAUAUGGCCAGGGUGAGACGUGGGCGGAUGGGUGUGACUACCAGUGUGUGUGCGAGGACGGGAAGACUGGAAAAUAUUCAUGUUAUAACAAGUGUCCCGUGUACCAUGACCUAUCAUCAGGGUGCACUCUGGUCCGGAAACAAGGGGAGUGCUGUUUACAACCGCAGUGUCAUUUCAGUCCUGUCAUCUCCACCUUUCAAGGAUCUGGACUUGGACACAAAGACGGAAAAAGUGUGUGUCUGUACCAAGGAAAGCGCUACUUCCAGGACCAGCAGUGGGAGGUCGGGUGUGACUACAUCUGCACCUGUACUGACCACAAGACAGGCUCUUACACCUGUCAAGACAGAUGCCCCAAGUACAACUCUCUGCCGUCUAACUGCAAACUACGACAACAGCCUGGCGAGUGUUGUUCAAAGCCUGUGUGUGAAUUCCAACAACAGCAAGGCAGCUUCUCCGGAUCUGGAUCCAUUAGCGGCUCUGGACUCGGAUUACAUCCCACUAAUCCACCACCCUGUGCGGACAAAUUGGACAACUGUGGAUCAUAUGGACAGCAGACAUGCUCCAGCUUCCCAGUCUGGUCGAAAGAUAACUGCAGAAAGUUCUGUAACUUGUGUGAUUUUGGAACUCCGCACCCAGGGCCAGAUGAUCGCUGUCUCUAUGAAGGAAAGUCGUAUUCUCAAGGCCAAACCUGGAAGCCACAUUGUGAUGUCACAUGCACAUGCGAAAAUGCAGCUUAUGGCUACUACAGAUGUGUUAACACGUGUCCCACUUACAACAACCUUCCGCCAAGCUGCAGAGAGGAGAAACCAGCAGGUCAGUGUUGUAGCGUGAUAAAAUGCAGUUCGGGGUCAUUCUACUCGUCCACUACCAACCUCAACAGCAUUGGUAACGGCGGCAUGAUAGUCGGCCCUAGCACCGGUAGCGGCUCCCAGCCCACGUUACCUUCCGGGGCAACGGCACAACCUGGCACAGGAGGAACUGGUAUUCAACCACCCCAGAUACCUGGUUGUUUGUACAACGGAGGUGUCUAUUCACAAAAUCAAAGAUGGAAUGAUGGUUGUUCGAAAUCAUGCGAAUGUAUCGAUGAAUCUGUAGGACAGUACAGGUGUAGACCUAGGUGUCCAACAUACAGUCACGUCCCCGUCGGCUGUGCCUUUGUUAUCGACUCCAGUGAUUCGUGCUGCAGGAAACCCCAGUGUGUGGGAUCCAGCAAGGCCAUUCCAAUGUUCGGCACUGCGGUGAUAGGCCACGGUUCAGUACGACCCCCUAAACCUGGAGAGCUCUGGAUUGGAUAUGGUAGUGUGACCUUCAGACAGACUGGAACCACCGUACCCCCACCUACUGGAAUGGUAACUGGAUCUGGCGGUGUAGGUUUCUGUACCUACAAAGGUGCCAGGCAUCUGCCGGGAGAGACGUGGGCAGAUGGGUGUAAAUAUAACUGCGUUUGUGACAAUGCUGCCUUUGGACAUUACACUUGCAGAGACAUGUGUAUCAUAUACCAUAACAUCCCCGCCAAGUGGUGCCACCUGGAGACUAAUCCAGACAACCCGUGUUGCCAGAUACCUGUGUGUAACUUCAACGCCCCGUACAGCGGUUUCACCGGAUAUGCCAGUCUAAAUCCCAUCACGGUAAACAACCACCUGACGACAGUGGCACCAACACCAAACCUUCCAUUCUGCGAGUACAAAGGCAGCCACUACAACACGGGUCAAAUGUGGUACGACAGAUGCAGUUAUAAGUGCGAGUGUGAAGAUUCUUCGAAAAACCAGUACAGGUGUUUAACGAGAUGCCCCCAAUAUAAAAAUGUGCCUACCGGCUGUAAGACAGUUCCUGACCCCCAAGAUCCAAGCUGCUGUACAGUGCCGAAAUGUUCCUUCACAGGCGCCACGGUAUCAACAUCAGGGAUGGGGGCCUUGAUUCCACACAUUAACCCUCGCCCGACAUCAAUCGUUGAGGUGAAGACAAGCAUACACAAGCCAGGUUUCUGUACGUACAAGACCAUGGAAUACAAGCAGGGAGAGUCGUGGGAAGAUGGCUGUCAGUACCACUGUGUGUGUGAAGACGGCUCAACGGGAAACUACCGGUGUUCAGACAAGUGUCCUAAGUAUGAUGUUCCAGCCGGCUGUCGUCUGGUUGAUGACUUUGCAAACCCAUGCUGUAAAGUGCCACGCUGUGACUCGACCCCCACCAACAGACCAACACCUGGGAUUCCCCCAGUAGGAGGGUCACACUCACCAAGCAUAGCUCUGUCCACUGCAGCACCCACCCCGGGAAUAGGCUUCUGCAUGUACAAACAUGUGAAGUACCAGCAAGGGCAGACCUGGGAGGAUGGCUGUGAUUUGAAAUGCAGAUGUGACAAUGCAGAUAAGGGAAUUUAUACCUGUAACCAGAGAUGUCCAACAUUUGACUCCAACCUGCCACCUCAGUGCAAGAUGGUAACCAACAGCAAGGACCCCUGCUGCUUGAUUCCAGACUGCAACUUCCCAGUACCAACAGGUUCCCACAAUGGAUUUGGCACGCCCACGCCCAUUGGUGGUGGCCACCCUGCAACCCCACCACACAUAGGACCGACCAACGCACCCACUCCUAAUCCUCACCCGACCGACUUUCCAACACCCCCCCCAGCGCAGACUCUACGUCCUGCUAUUAUCACCGGAUCAGCCGUCGCCCCGUCUCCAACCCCAGGACCAUACGGCAGCACACCGGUACCAGUUGUGAUACGCUUCUGCGAGUACAAAGGUGUCCAGUACAGUCAGGGUCAACAGUGGUUCGACGGAUGCGACUACGCCUGUGAAUGUACGGAUGCACUGUCUGGCAAAUAUGAAUGUCGUCAAAGAUGUCCAACAUUUGUAAACUCGAGACCAGAAUGUCGAUUAGUCAAAGACCCUGUGAAUCCCUGCUGUAACAAGUUGGAGUGUAUCAAUUCUCCCACUCCCGGUGUGCCGAUUGGACACAACACCCCAACGCCCCACCCGCCAGGCCUCUCUCCAAGCCCUGGUGUAACUGUACCAGGACAGACUCCCAUUCCUGGAACUCGCCCAUCACCAACACCAAAAGAUGUGUGUGUAUACAAGGGGAAGUCCUACACCCAGGGACAGUCAUGGUACGACGGAUGCGACUACAAAUGUGAAUGUGAGAGUGGCUCACAGGGGGCGUACAGAUGCAACAACAGAUGUCCGGACUAUCCCAGCAUGCCAAAGGACUGCUACUACGUUGCUGAUCCGAAUGACCCACUGUGCUGCAAGAAACCCGAGUGCAAGUACCCACCUGUGAGCAAUGCCACGGGGUAUGUUCCUCUCCCGACCCCACCGAAACCCGUGAUAGUGGGAGGCAUCGCAACUCCCUCACCAACGCCGCCGUCUGGUCACCCAACCCCAGGAUUUACCAUGCCAGGAGGAUCACCCACUCCUUACCCUGGAUACACGCCCAAAGGAUACACGCCAACACCUGCACCUACUCCAAUUCCCAACAAUGUGUGCGUUUACAAAGGCAAACAGUAUAAACAGGGCCAGCACUGGCAGGAUGGAUGCGACUACGACUGCAUCUGUAUAGAUUCUAACAAGGGAGUUUACAAGUGCACCGGAAAGUGUUCGCCCUACAAUGCACUGCCAAAGAACUGCCGCCUGGUGAGAGACUACCUGAACCCAUGCUGCCAGAAACCAUUCUGUGACUCUGUCGUACCUACUCCACAAGCCACAACUAUUAAAGGGCAGACACAGGCAAAUACGCCACCACCGCCAACCACCCUGGCUCCAACUACACAAAGUCACGAUUUCUGUGUGUAUAAUGGAGUCCAGUUCCACCAGGGAUCAUCAUGGAAGGAUGGUUGUGAUCUGACGUGUAUAUGUGAAAAUGCCAAAACCGGUUACUACCGCUGUAACCAAAGAUGUCCUCGAUAUGACAAUUUGCGAAGUGACUGUACACUUGAAACCGAUCCUCAGGAUUCCUGCUGUAAGGUGCCUCGAUAUGACAAUUUGCGAAGUGACUGUACACUUGAAACCGAUCCUCAGGAUUCCUGCUGUAAGGUGCCUGUGUGUGCGCCUCAACAACCAUCUACACCAUCGCUGCUCACACCUGUUCCUGGCUCGACGAGUCAUCCCAAUCCUAACAUCACUCCUGGAAAUCCUGUGAAGCCGACACCAUCUACAAUGCCGGUGCCAAGUCCAGUUCCCACCGGCGUUAUUGUUGGAAUUGGUCCCAAGCCGCCGAAGAAUGCACCUGGUUGUAUUUACAAUGGAAUGACCUAUCGACAAGGUAAAACAUGGAAGGAUGGAUGUACGUACAACUGUAUUUGUGUGGAUGAACACACGGGCAAUUACCAGUGUACGCCAAGGUGUCCAGAGUACAACAAUUUACCAGCCUACUGCUCACUGAGAAUUGAUCCACAAGACUCGUGCUGCAAGAAGCCGCAGUGUGCUCCACCACAGCCAGUCACCCACAGACCCAUACCACAGCCGACCGACUCACAGCACAGUCCCAUCCCCUUCAGCACUCAGCAUCCAGUCCUUGUGUCGGGACACCCAGUGUCUGGCCUCACGCCAGGUCAACCAACCACAGGAGCACCAGUGACACAGCCAAAAGACGUGUGUGUAUUUAAGGGAGUAUCCUACACACAGGGACAGCAGUUUUAUGAUGGGUGUGACAAGGUGUGCGUGUGUGAAAAUGGAAUGACAGGAUUUUACCGAUGUAAUGACAGAUGUACCAAGUAUACCUCCAUACCGCCCACGUGCACGAUGAUUCCGGAUCCCAAGGACCCGCAGUGUUGUCAGGUUCCACAGUGUAUCCAGGUGCCCAGCAUCAACGGGAAGCCCACACCAGGCCCCAGCGCCACGCCCACAGUUAUCACCAAUAUACCAACUGGUAGUGUCACUGGUAUGGGCCCAAUACCCAAGCCAACACCAGACUCCAAUGGGAAGACUCCAGUGCCGAGAACUGGGUGUCUGUACAAGGGAGCGACGUACGUACAAGGACAGAAGUGGCAGGAUGGCUGUGACUACAAGUGUAUUUGUGAGGACGGUAUGACUGGCCAGUACAAGUGCGACCAGAGAUGCCCUGACCUGCCUAACCUGCCACCUCAGUGCAAGCUGGUGCAGGAUACGAAGGACUACUGCUGUUCGGUGCCUGUGUGUGACUACAACAAGCCCGUGCCUACUCCUGGUGCCCCCAUUGCUGUGCCUCUCCCGACCCAUCACAUGGUUCUUACGCCUUCACCUGGUGCCACGUUUCCACAUGGCUUCACGCCCUCGCUUGGCCCGACUCCGCCACAUACCAUUGUUAACCAGCCUAUUCCAACACCAUUGGCAUUCUGUGUUUACAAAGGAAUUCCCUACAAGCAAGGCCAGACGUGGAAUGAAGGCUGCAAACAAAAGUGUCGAUGUGAUGAUGCCAUGAAUGAUAUCUACAACUGCUUUGAGAGGUGCCCCGUGUAUCAGCCUCAACCAGGGUGUACAAUGCUGACUGACCCCAAUGACCCAUGUUGCCAAAUCCCACAAUGCACUACGAUCCCGACUCCGACACCUGGCACAGGUCCAACUCCGACACCUGGAACAGGUCCUACCCCACCUGGAGGUCUGACUCCGCCCAUGAAGAACCCAUCACCAAUACCAAUAGCCCCGUCUCCACCACAGAUCAUAGGACAACGACCAUCACCAAGUAUUCCAGGGCUGACACCAAAUCCUCGAGAUCAGUUCUGUGUGUACAAAGGACUGCGGUACAAGACCGGAGACAAGUGGCAGGACGGGUGUGACUACGACUGUGUCUGUCUCAAUGACAUGACUGGAAUGUACAAGUGUACACAGAAAUGUGUGCCGUUCCCCAACCCACCGCCGUACUGUGUGAUGAUCCAGGAUCCCAACAACCCCUGUUGUAGAAUACCCAGCUGUCCAAAUUCACCCCAGAACACCCCCACCCCAGGUGUUGGUGUUACCCCGCCACUGGGACACACGUUUCCGCCUGGUCACAGCCCUCCUGUACCAAACCCGUCUUUGAAUCCGACGCCAGCGCCAAGUCCUAUUGUACCAAAAGGCAAGAUGUCGUCUGUGUAUUUCAGAUGUCGUCUGUGUAUUCCCGAUGUUGUCUGUGUAUUUCAGAUGUCGUCUGUAUUUCAGAUGUCGUCUGUGUAUUUCAGAUGUCUGUGUAUUCCCGAUGUUGUCUGUGUAUUUCAGAUGUCUGUGUAUUUGAAAUGUUGUCUGUGUAUUUCAGAUGUUUGUGUCUAUAAGGGCAAGGCCUACACACAAGGACAGAAGUGGGAUGACGGCUGCGUCCAGGUGUGUGUGUGUGAAAACGGCAUGACUGGAUACUACACAUGCACUGACAGAUGUCCCAUUUACAAGAAUCUGGCUCCGAACUGUAUAAUGGUGCCCGAUCCGAGGGACCCAGUGUGCUGCCAGGCCCCCGACUGUAAGAGUGGAAACACGUCCAUCCCUGUCCCAGUGUAUGCAACAAUCACCGGAAACCAGACUCCCUCUCCCAAGAUGCAGACCCCGGGUCCGACUCCAUCACCAGGCACAGGGCCAACACCCUCUCCUGGAACCGGACCCACCCCGAAGCCAUUACCAAAAGAUGUCUGUGUCUACAAGGGUGUGAUGUACAAGAGUGGACAGAAGUGGCAAGAUGGCUGUGAUUAUGAUUGUGUGUGCACUGACGGAGUGACAGGUCACUAUGAAUGCACAGACAAGUGUCCACGCUAUCCCAACCUACAGACAAACUGCCGUCUAGUGUACGACCCGUUGAACCCAUGCUGCCAGAAGCCUCUCUGUGGAUCAGUUGUUGCACCCACCCCUCCUGUAGGGGUCACCCCUCUACCCACCACUGGCCAGCCAGGUCACACACCACAACCUAACCCCAAUACCACUCCUGGUGGAGCUCCAACCGCACAAUUCUGCGUGUACAACGGAGUGCCGUUCAUGCAAGGCAAGUCGUGGAACGUCGGCUGUGACAAAGUGUGUCGGUGUGAAGAUGCCAUGGCCAAGCUAAUUAACUGUGUUGACCGAUGUUCGCAUUUCAAGAAGAUUCAGCCCGGGUGUACUCUGGUAACGGAUCCCAACGACCAGUGCUGUCAGGUUCUACAGUGCCCUGUAAACCCACUGAACCCGAACCAAACCACAGGGACAUAUGGAACAAAGACGGGACAGAGCGUCCCACCAUCAAAUCCUAACCCACAGACAACUGGGAACAGGAAUGUAUGUACAUACAAUGGUGUGAUGUACCAGCAAGGUCAGACGUGGGAUGAUGGAUGCACCUACCACUGUGUUUGUAUUGACUCCAGUUCUGUAUUUGUUUUUUCAGAUGUGUAUACAUAUAAUGGUGUGAUGUAUCAGCAAGAUGUAUGUACAUACAAUGGUGUGAUGUACCAGCAAGGUCAGACGUGGGAUGAUGGAUGCACCUACCACUGUGUUUGUAUUGACUCCAGUACUGGGAAGUAUGAAUGUACUGACAAAUGUGCCAAAUUCCCGUCUCUGCCCCCGACCUGUAUGAUGGUGAAGGAUCCCAACAACAACUGCUGUCAGAAACCAUACUGUCCGGACCUGACCCCGUCUCCAGUGGCCCCGAUGACGCCAGUCCCUGGUGUUUCCGGCCCAUCACCAGGUGUUACACCGCUUGUUUCAGUUCGCCCACAGACAGGUUCGCCUAUUACUGGCAACCGAAAAGAUGAGUGUGUGUAUAAUGGUGUCAGCUAUAAACAAGGACAGCAGUGGUUUGACGGCUGCAACAAGAAGUGUGUCUGUGAAGACAGCGUCAUGAAUGUCUACCGAUGUCAACAAAGGUGUCCGACAUAUCCUCAUCCUCCAGCCUCCUGCACCUUUGUGCCAGAUCCACAGGAUCCGUGGUGCUGUAAAAUCCCCGAGUGUCCACUUCCCACACCGAUUCCAGGAGCCAAACCCACUCCGGGCUUUGUGCACAUUCCUGCCAUACCCCUGCCCAUGUUCACUGGCAUAGCACCAAUUCCGACAUUGCCUCCAGGAAAGACGCCCCCACCUGGAUCGAUCUUCCUGACGCCAAAACCCGGGACAGGCGUUACAGGAUCUAUGCCAAAGAAAGGAUGUCUCUAUAAGGGAGUGGCCUAUCACAAGGGUGACACGUGGGAAGACGGGUGUGACUACCACUGUCAGUGUGUCGAUGACAUCACGGGAAAUUACAACUGUACUGCAAAGUGUCAGAAAUACGGAAAUCUGCCCAACAACUGUGUGCUGCUGAAGGACCCUAAAAACCCUUGCUGCAAGACUCCAUUCUGUGACUUUGUGAACCCUACACCAUUCCCUAACGGGAUACCCACUCCUAACCCUCUCAUCACCCCAAGUCCCUUACCGAAUGGUCAGGUACCAACACCCGGGGGCAAUGUGGGAGGCCAGUACCCAUCAGGACCAACAGGAAAGCAAGGUUUCUGUGUAUACAAUGGUGUGUAUUAUAGACAGAAUGCUCAGUGGAACGUAGGCUGCCAGAAGACAUGCAGGUGUGACGACGUGACCACUGGUUACUACACCUGCUCCGAGAGAUGUCCCGCAUUUAACAACAUCCCCUCAACAUGUACCCUGAAGACAAGUCCUACCGACCCUUGCUGUCUCGUACCAGACUGCAAUGUGUACCCAGUACCCAUUCCUGGAAUCAGUGGUACCAAAAUUCCUGGACAGACACUUCCACCAGGGGGCAUCACCGGACAUGGCAAGCCAACAGUCAUCACUCCAAUCGAUGUUAAAGGAACUUACACUGGAUCGUCAGGAAACAACCCAGGCAGCCCUGGAUCAUUUGGAAGCGGCAGUGGAUCACGGUCCGCCUGCGUGUACAAAGGCAAGGCUUACAAUCAAGGAGACACAUUCUAUGAUGGAUGUCAUUACAAAUGUGAAUGUGUCGAUGCGUCACGUGGAAAGUACACAUGUACAGACAGAUGUCCGGUGUACUACUUCCUUCCCUCGGACUGUAUAUACGAGAGUGAUCCAACAGACAGCUGCUGCAAGAUAGCCAAGUGUGGAGUGAGUCCCAAACCCACGGGUCCGUCCACUACAAAACACAUUGGAAUUGUUACCUCCGAAUGUGUUUACAAGGAUGGCUCCCAUCACAGCCAAGGUGACGUAUGGAAUGAUGGCUGCAUGUUAACCUGCAAAUGUGAAGAUGCCAGUAAAAAUGUGUAUAAGUGCAACCAAAGGUGCCCAGCGUUUUCAAGCUUACCAAGUUACUGCAGGCUUGUGCCGGACACAACUGACCGAUGCUGUAAGAUUCCACAAUGUCAAGGCAUCCAGACUUUGAUAGGAAACAAUGGGCCAACGCAGUCGCCCACCCUGAGUCCAACCGUUAAGAACAUAAUACCACUGGGAACGCACACCGUCUUCACGGGCUCCAGUGGGCCACGCCCUGCCACAGGGCCAGGAGUAAUCAAUGGGCGUAGAACGACCUGCAUCUACAAGGGAACGGUUCACAAAGAACAAGAGACAUGGGAGGAUGGCUGUGAUUUUGUCUGUCAGUGUAUUGAAGGCGUCCAAGGAAUCUACAAGUGCACAUCCAAAUGCCCCAAGUUCCCUCCACUUCCACAAUACUGCCAGAAGGUGGCCGUGCCUGGAGAGUGCUGCCCAAGUCUGACAUGCAAUGUGCCUAAUAAAGGCAUCUACACUCCCACACCGGGCCUUGUGCCACAGCCGGUUCCCACGCCUGGACCAAACGGUCAGAUUCCGACCCCAAAACCCACCGACGUGCAGAUCAUAGUGAUGCCCCCAGGAUCAACGUUCACUGGCGGAAGCAGUCUUCCUGGUAAUGGUGCUCUAGUUCCUGCUGGACAGAAUGUCACUGGUCUACGAGGGAUUUGUGUGUACAAAGGAAGGAUGUACCACCAGGGUGAGACAUGGGAAGAUAAGUGUGACUACAAGUGUCAGUGUUUUGAUGCCAGAUCAGGAUACUACAAGUGCAACCCACUGUGUCCGAAGUAUGAUGGUCUUCCAUCCACUUGCUACCUGGUGAACAGUCCUGGAGGAUGUUGUCAGACUCCGAUAUGUCGGAAACCCGAUGGAUCGACGGUGCGCCCCGACCAGACUCACGUUGUUCCUGGCGUGUUUGGAUCCUACAAUGGUGGAUUCACCGGCUUCAGACCAGGAUACCUCACUGGAACUCACUCGGUCUACUCAGGGCACUCAAAUAUGUGUGUGUACAAGAGCAAGAUUUACCACCAGGGUGAGAAGUGGGAUGAUGGAUGCGAUUACUCAUGUGAAUGCAGAGAUGCUACUAAAAGAAUAUAUGUGUGCACACCAAAGUGUCCGACUUACACGAACCUCCCACCAUCAUGUCGGCUUGAGAAGGCAGGCGGAUGCUGUGAGAAAGUCAACUGUAAUCCACCCACAACAACAGCCGCUCCGACAACAGCAGGGCCAUGUGUUGACACCAUCCAAGACUGUCCGGCUUAUGGCAAAGCUGCCUGUGGAGGAAGCUAUGUGAAGUGGGCUCACAUGAACUGCCGUGCCUACUGUGGAUUCUGUACAACCACAAUGCCUCCCACAAACUGUAAGGACAAACUUCCAAACUGUGAUGUCUUUGGUAAGCAAGCAUGUACUGGAGUGUAUCGGAAAUGGGCCACAGAAAACUGCAUUAACUUCUGCCACCUAUGUCCAACGUCACCUCCUCAGGUUUCAACAACAGCAUCGCCCUCACAGUCCACAGCUCUCCCGUGUAAGGACAAGCUGCCCAACUGUCUCGAAUACGGUUCAGUAUCCUGCAAGGCGCCAUACGAGGAGUGGGCAGAUGCUAACUGCAAAGCUACCUGCGGACGAUGUGGUAGGCCCAUCUCUCUCAGACUUCCAUUUUACACAUACUGA
Molecule: messenger RNA, 13260 nt
Organism: Gigantopelta aegis
Lineage: Eukaryota; Metazoa; Mollusca; Gastropoda; Neomphalida; Peltospiridae
Exons: 78
Coding region: 1-13260 (4419 amino acids)
Molecular function (GO): protein binding
Source: RefSeq, a predicted model, not a curated record